Paramecium sonneborni is the source of this 999-nucleotide messenger RNA. The record is from the annotation of a GenBank genome assembly. NCBI's taxonomy places the organism in Eukaryota, Ciliophora, Oligohymenophorea, Peniculida, Parameciidae.
AUGAACUAGAAUUUUGUCUAUUAAGAAUCCUUAAGCUAAAAAUUAUAAGGUAUUGAAACUGACCUUCUUGAUUCAAAUAAUCAUGAUCUAUAUAUUUCUUUAUCCAAUCAAUAAAAAAAUUCAAAUUAUACAUCCUAAUCAGAAUUCAAUUUCAUUCAUAAUAACAAAGAUGAAUAUAUUAACUAGUAAAAAAAUCUGAAAAAACAAAAAGCAUUUCAAAAUUUUUCCCAAUCUAAAUCAUAAUUCUAGUAUAACUAAAAGUUAUAAAUCACAUUAUUUGAUAACAAUCUUAGAGUAGAACUAGAAGAAUUAGAAAAGAAUAAAAAAUCUGUUCGUUUCAAUCUAGAAAACAAUAAAAUUAAUUUAAUUACCAAUUUCGAUUCUGAUUAUUAUAUGAGUUGUGAUGAGAGAAAAUUAUUAUAUCAACCAUUUUCCAUUCAUAAAUAAUAAAUACUAAUUGAAGAGGAAGAUUAAUAUGAAGAAGAUGAAGAUGAUAGUGAAUAAUUUAUGUUAUCUCCAAAUACAUCUAUCAAAGUUAUUGUUAUUCAUGACAAAACUCUAAAAGGAAUACUAAAAUAGAAUAUAGAGAAAGUUGACUCAUUAUAAUCUAGUAAAGAUUUUGUGAUGAAUAUCUCAUAAUAAUCGUUAAAAUUUUCUUAAGAAACUACUGUAACCAAAAAACAAAAAGAAGUAUUAGAAAAGAAAAUAUAAGAUCAUUAAUAUGGAGUAGGUUUCAAAUUUUUAUAAAAAUAUGGGUUUGAAUGUGGCUCUGGUUUAGGCUUAUAAAAAUAAGGAAUUUUAGAACCAGUUCAAACAUAAAAUUCUAAUUUUUUUUAUGAAAAUUUUGAAAAUAGAUAAAAAUGUUUAGAUCACAUACAAAAAAGCACAAAUAGGAAAAAAAGGAAAAUAUAAAUGAUUGCUUUAUCUGAUGACGAUUAAGAAUUAUGUUUAAGUAAUAAUUAAGUAAAUCUUUAUCUAAUAUUCUAGAAAAGUUGUUGA